Molecule: messenger RNA, 530 nt
Organism: Symbiodinium necroappetens
Lineage: Eukaryota; Dinophyceae; Suessiales; Symbiodiniaceae
Source: the annotation of a GenBank genome assembly
GUGAACCGUUUCUACCGUUUCGCAGCCGCUGGCGCACUCCACAGUACAGGGAAGCCACGGUCUCCGCGCCACCACAGGACGCCUGGCAGGGCUGGUUGACCUACGAUUUUCCAAGCAUGAGCUUCGACUUUGGCAGCUCCUUCUUCUCUUUGGAGGUCGGAUGCGUUCACUUGUUGGUGCUGAACCCGUACACGGACGCUUCGCCGAGCUCACCUCAGAUCACCUGGCUCCAAAGCGAGCUGAAACGCAUCAACCGCUCCGAGACGGAACACGUCGCGGUGUUGACGCAUGCCCCGUGGCACCAUUCAUCGGUUGAGCACCGGCCGGAAAGGGAGGCGGCAACACGCAAUCUCCUCUCAGCGGCUGGUCCCCUGCUGCUGCCAGACAAGACGGACCUGGUCUUCUCGGGCCACGUCCACGCCUUCGAGCGGUCCUUGCCAAUUGACGGCGUGCAGCACUUCGUCGUGGGCCACGGUGGAAACAGGGCACGCCGCGCCCGGGGAUGUGAGGGGCUUCGAGUUUUGGUGUGA